Messenger RNA from Glarea lozoyensis ATCC 20868, 1656 nucleotides. RefSeq lists its product as uncharacterized. Gene Ontology annotation, cellular component: cytosol; nucleoplasm; centrosome. Lineage: Eukaryota; Fungi; Ascomycota; Leotiomycetes; Helotiales; Helotiaceae. The record is from RefSeq and is a predicted model, not a curated record. The transcript has 5 exons. Bases 1 to 1656 code for a protein of 551 amino acids.
AUGUUCAACCCAGCGCGCAAAGCCAUUAAAACAAUAACGAGCCAUAAAAAUAAUAACGAUAGUGAUCGCACAACUCUUCCGCCACAAACCCUGCCUAAACAAUUCUCACUAGCUCAGUUACGCGAUGAAGUGACGAGCAGUGACAGAAAUAAGAACAAAACUGAUGAAUUUCAGAAUCUUCUCAUACUGAAUAGCUGCCUAACGAAUCGAGAGCGGCUUGACCGGGACAGCAGUGAUGACAAUGAGGCUGCCAUAGAUUUACUCGUUUGGACUUCUCGGGCUAUUCUCCCUGAUGGAAGCAUAAUUCCUCAAGAUGAUGCUCCUGAAGAGAUCAGCAAAGAAGCCCGCGAGAAGGCUCUAACCCUCAUCCGCCAAAAAGCCAACCACGGCCUCAAAAUUCUUCAGCAACUGAUUACAAAGAUCUACCCAUCUGCCCCAAAAUCACUUCCAGAAUCAGUUCUACUCUCCUUAAUAGCAUACACAAACCCCUCACCCCACACUCCUUGGACGUCCCCAUCCUGCUCAGAAAUCGCAACCACCAUCCUCUCAAAAUAUACCCAUCAAACCCACACCCAGGAAUUCUUCUCAGUCUACCUCCUUCAAAAGGUCAUCCGGCCUUUCUUCUCGACCUCCGCACCCGAAACCGUAACCUCCACCGGUAGAAAAGCAAUCCCCUCAUCCGCGCCCCAAAAAAAGACCGGAACAGAAGAAUUCGAACGCAGUCGAAAACCAUGGAAAUACGACGCCACAACCCUCAUCUCCCAAACAUGGUACCAAUUCACACCACCCCUCCUAACCCUCCUCGACGACCCCUCAACCCCAAUCCGCAUCCAAGGCGCCGAACUACUCUCCCUCUUCCUCCCCCACAUCUCCUCCACCCUCCUCCAGCAAUCCGGUCUCGGCUCACUAUUCGAAGACGCACUCAUGCCUACCCUCAUGUACCUACCGAAUCUCACGCCGCUCGAAGAAUCACUGCAACUCUUACCAGCGGCUUAUGAAGCCCUCCUCGUUCUAUGCGACGCCCGCUUCCCUCAACACUCUAACAAUGAAAGCAAGGGGAAGAGCACAGCGCUAACAGCGCCAAACGAGAAAGAACGAUCGAAAUUCAGAGAAAUUGAAACUUCACGCCUCAAAUUCCUAGACCGCAUCGCCCGAAAAGGCAUCUUCGCAGGUUUCGCCCACUCGCGCGAACACCCUGAAAUAGUACAACUCCUAAUGAACUACCUCACGAUCUUAAUCGACAAAAUGGGAUUAAACACCGUUAAACACCUUAAAGACAUCAUCCCCCUCCUUGCCUCCCCGCUGACUGAUCCGUUUGCUACUGCUCGUCCGGGGCUGCUGUUGGCUGCGCUGGGCUGUUUGCAGGGUGUGAUUUUGAAUGCGUGGGUGAGGAUUGUGGGGGAGGGGGCGUAUAGGAUUGAGGUGCUUAGGGUGUUGGUGGUGGGGUGGAGGAAUUUGGUGAUGGCAGGGGGUAAGGGGGUUGGUGAGGAAAAGGGGGAUGGGAAAGAGGGAAAAGGGGGGUUAGGAGAUGUGAGGAGGGAGAUGAAGGUUGCGGCACGGAUGAUGGUUAGUGCUGGGGCGAGAGGGGAUGUUGAGAUGUUAGUUCGGGGAGUGGAAGGGGAGGGGUUGGAUGAGUUGUUUGGGAUUGGGGUGUGA